Molecule: messenger RNA, 3065 nt
Organism: Mercenaria mercenaria
Lineage: Eukaryota; Metazoa; Mollusca; Bivalvia; Venerida; Veneridae
Product: arginine/serine-rich protein PNISR-like
Exons: 12
Coding region: 115-2670 (851 amino acids)
Cellular component (GO): presynaptic active zone; nuclear speck
Molecular function (GO): RNA binding
Source: RefSeq, a predicted model, not a curated record
UCACCCCAAUUGUAAACUUUCUGGUGGCGAGCGGAGGUUAGCGCAAUUUUGUUUUGUAAAAGUAACAAUCUCAGCUGCAUAUUAUAGUUAGAACAUUAAUAUUAUUCUCUGAAAAUGUGGGCAAAUCAGUGGCAAGGAGGAGGAUGGCCAGUUCAACAAGCGCAUUUACAGGCUAUGCCACAUGAUCAAGUUGAUUGGGCUGCUUUAGCAAAGCAGUGGAUAGCGCAGAAGGAUGCAAUCACCACUUUACAGGGGGACCCUGCUCCUGCCCCAGCAGCUCCUAUCCCUCCUGUCAGCCAAAACCAGGAACCAGCACCCGCAGACAGUAUGGAGUUGUGUAAUGAGGAAAACAGCGAGCAAACGCAAAAUAAUGGAGGUAUGUAUGGUGGCCAGGAAAACUGGGGUUGGGGAGGGAACAUGCAGUGGAAUGCUCAGAAUCAAGGAUGGGGGAUGCCACAGCAGCCCAUUCAAGAUAAUAAGGCAGAACCACAGGGCUUUGACUAUAAUCACAGCAGCUUUCAGCAGUUUGACUACAACCAUGGGGGCGAAUAUGAUGAUUAUCAGAUGAACUCUGGUGGAGGUGAACCUCCAUGGGGUGGUGGUCCUGGGCAUGGCCACUAUCCACCGAGGAGAGGCAACUUUAUGAGACACCAGAGAGAACUAUCACCUCAGGAAGAUGAAUCUGUGCUGCUUGAUGCUGCCAAGAGGAAGACCCUUCCAGCCUGGAUAAGAGAAGGUCUGGAGAAAAUGGAACGUGAAAAACAGAAAAAAUUGGAGAAGGAGCAAAGAGAGAAAGAUUUGGAGGCAGCUCGUCAAGCCCGUGCUGAGGCUGAGAGGGUCGCUGAGGAAGAACUUCGCAGGGAGAAAGAGGGCUACCACGAUGGCCCCCGUGUUCCUAAAAAAAGCAGAUUUGAUUCAGAUGAUGAAGAUGAUAGGGACAGAUCUGUGUCACCAGCGCCUCGGAGGAGAUCGGGGUCGGCACAUUCUCGGAGAUCUGGUUCUGCUCAUUCCCAUUCGCCACACAGCAGGAGAUCUACAGAAAGGCGCAGCCCAUCACCAGUUAAAACAGAGGAAGAAAAACAGGCAGAAUUUAUGAUGAAAGUACGGCGUAUGUUAACAGAGAUUUUAUUGGAAGUGACAGACUCGGAAGUACAUGACAUUGCUAGAAAUGUUUACAACAAGGCAAAGGCUAGUGCAUCAAAAGCUCCAGCAACCCAACUCGCCAAGUCAUCAGCUUUGGCUUCUAUUACUUCCCUCGGUCUUGGCUAUGGUAGUGAUGACAGUGAGAACGAUGAUGACAGUGAAGAUGACAGACGUAGAAGUCGCGGCGAGUCUUCAAGUUCUGAAUCAGAAAAUGAGUAUGAAGAUAAGAUCCGAAGGAAGCGGGAAUCAUUUGACAGGAUGCAGCGCCGCAGACUUGAAGAACAAGAAAAGGAAGAACAAGACCAGAUAGCAAAGAAAAAACAGGAAAUCCAAAACACACCUUCAUUUCUAAAGGAUCCACUGUCAGAAUCGCACAAAUACCCAUUUCAGCAGAACAGACAUAAUGAUAUUCCUGGUUUGGAGCACGAACUUGAUAACCAUAAUGAACACAGUGUUAAGAAAGAAAGAAAACCAAGUGAGCAUAGACAAAAACAUGAAAGUGAUAGAGAAUCUGAAAAGAAAGUGAAGAGAGAGAAAGAAAGAGCGAACCAGAAAGAAAGAAAGCGGAGGAAGAAGGACAGUUCAAGUAGUUCAAGCAGUGGUAGCAGUAGCAAUAGUGGUUCAUCUAGUUCCGAAUCUGACUCGAAUAGUUCUAGUUCUGAUUCUGAUUCCUCAUCUACUGAAUCCUCUGUACAAAAACAAAAACUGAAGUCAAAAUCUAAGAAAAAGUCUAGUAAAUAUGUAGGUGAUAAUGAAAUGUCAAGGUCUGAGAGGGAAAGAGAGCUUAAGAGGAGUGACUCAAGUAGAUCAAAUAGAGAUAGGGAAAAGACAAGAAGGGAGAGUGAGAAAGACAGAAGAAGGGAUUAUGAUGAUGGGUAUGGGGAGGAGAGGGAGAAAAGAAGGGAGAAAGAAAGAAUGAGGGAGAAAAGGGAUAGAAGUAGAAGUAGGUCAAGGGACAGGAGUGAUCGAAAUAAGCAUAGGGAGAGUGAGAGAAGUAGGUCACGUGACAGAAGUGACAAGCCCAGAAGAAAGGAGAGAGAAAGAAGUAGGUCGAGAGAUAGAUCUAGGAGAGAAAAUGAAGAAAGAAGUGAAAAAGCAAAACGAAAAAGUAGAGAUGAUAGACGAGAAUCUCUAGACACUUCUCGUGAUGAAUAUUAUUACGAAGACAGUAGUAGAAAAUCUAAAAAAUCUAGUAGAAGGGAUGAUCGGUCCAGUUCAAGGUCCAGGUCAACAAAAAAACGAAGAAGAUCGCGUUCGGAUUCUUCGGAGAGUGAUUAUCACACCAGCUAUAAACAUAAAAAAUCGAGUCGUGAGUCCAGCCCACGUGAUUCCAGUAGGCGACGCAGCAGUAGACAUGAUGAGUAUGAGUAUCUAGAAAGAAGUGGUAAGAAGUCAAGUCACAAACGCAGGUCUCGAUCAAGGUGGGCAAUUCUUUUCUUGAUUAUUUUCCUCGCUCUAGUUUAUAUGACUACAGAAACAGUAGUUUACUUUUCUUCAAAAUGGAUUUUUGUCACACAUUUUUUAUAGACAGUCAUCAUCAUAUGAUAUGUUUCAGUUUUGUUCUUGAUCGUCAGUUUACUUAAGUAUUUGUUAAUGAAAAUUUUCCCAGUCUUGAAAGAUUUUUAUAUUUUAAUAUUGUUUGUGUUGAAAUUGAGAUACCUACAUUUAUAGGUACAUAUUAAUGAACUGCUUUAGACUGCAACCUUCCUCAGCUGAACGGGCAGUUGGGAUUUGUUUUUCCAAGAACCCAGUUUUGGAAGAGAUUGGUGUUUUUCCUUUUCAGAUAGUUUUGGCGAGAUGUUGUGAAUUUUAACCAGAACGAGCAUAAUUACCAUGGCAACUACAAACCACACCGCUGUCCUGCAUGUUGAAUUGAUUUGUACAUAGUUAAUUUUGUAAUAAAAUAUUUACAUUUGUUUGAA